UCUGAUUCGCUCUAACUUCGGUUGAGAGAGUUUUUCUAACUUCGCUGCGAAACGCAUCUUGUUUUUUUUCCGCACGCUUUACAAAAAAAAUAAUGUGGAAAAAUGAAGAAGGACGAGAAAAUAUAAUGCGAUAAGGAGGAGCAUUGAGAAGAACACGCGAGGAUUCGAUUGCGCGCAAUAUAGGACCGCGAUGAGCAACCGAGAGCGAUUUGAGGUUAAAUCCCGUUCAAAUUGCAUCAUGUGAGUUAUAUCGAUUAAAAUGUUCGUUCGGCAUGAUCAAAAUACACAACACUGCAUGAGCGCGUGUUUGAUACGCAAAUUUAACAAUGGCGAGGAACAAAUUGACGCGCCGUAGGUUAAGAUCUCGUCGGGGUCUCUUCAACAACCUCCUCGUCAGGAAAUAAAUAAAAUAAAAUUGAGAAAACAAUUUAAUCGACGAAGAUGAACUGGAAUUACUUGGUUUUUCAAGCGUGGAUGUCCUAUUUGAUGGCAGCUGGAUUAUUAGUUUUCACAAGUGGCUUCCUUCUUAAUCGCGUCUCCAGACCGGAACGAGCUGAAUGUGUGCGAUGCACGGCGAUCGACUGCGACACAUCGAACAUCUUCCGUGACACCGGACACGCCGCCAAAUUGUGUCUUGAGCGCAAAGCACGUGUCGUGCUCUUGAUCGUUGACGCUCUGAAGUACGAAUUUGCGGAGUGGCACGAGGACGACGCCUCGAUGUCAUCAUCGUAUCAUCGCAACAAAUUGCCCGUGAUACGCGAAUUAUUGCAGAAACAUCCGUUGAAUUCGCGUCUGCACAAAUUCAUAGCCGAUCCGCCAACCACAACCAUGCAACGUCUGAAGGGUCUUAUGACAGGUUCGUUGCCCACUUUCGUCGAGAUGGGAUCGAAUUUCGCAUCGGAUUACAUACAAGAAGACAAUAUCAUUGAUCAGAAUGCUGCUGGGGGUAUUGUUUUCAUGGGAGAUGACACUUGGACCAAUCUGUUUCCGCAUAAAUUUCUGAGACAGUUUCCGUCGCCGUCCUUCAACGUCUGGGAUUUGGACAGCGUGGACAAGGAUGUCAGAUAUCGAAUUUUCUUUGAGAUGAAGAAGAAAGACUGGUCGUUGCUGAUAGCGCACACACUCGGAGUUGAUCACUGCGGACACAAGCACGGCAUGUACCAUCCGGAAAUGACGAGAAAACUGAACGAUACGAAUACGCUUAUAAAGGAGAUCGUGGCGUCUCUUGAAAAAGACAUGAUCCUCUUUGUCGUUGGGGAUCACGGAAUGACCGAGACCGGAGAUCACGGCGGCGAUAGCGCGAAUGAAGUCGAAGCCGCUAUGUUUGUCUACUCGACAAUUCCUCUGUUGAAAAGAUUUGCAAUUAACAGCGACAAUACCGUGAAUCAAAUUGAUCUUGUUCCUACUCUGGCGUCGAUUCUCGGCACAUCGAUUCCUUUUUCCAAUCUUGGAUCUGUAAUACUCGACUGUUUGCCCGGACGAGAUAACGGCGAUCAGUUGUUGUAUCCGUUACAGUCUCUGUGGCGAAACAUUGCUCAAACAAAACAGUACGUGGAAACAUAUUCCGCGGACACAUACUUGUUCUCGAAAGAAGAACUUCAGAAUUUAGAUUCUAUAUACAACAGUCUUUCCAAACAAGUGAAACACGUUGAUAGCUUAGAAAAAUUUGAAGCGUUUCUUCGGGAUAGCAAAAAUUAUUUCAAUCUAUUGAAGUACGCGUGUUCCAAGGUAUGGGUCCAAUUUGAUUCCAAUCUAAUGUUCCAGGGUUUACUCCUAACAAGUUGUUCCCUGUUGUUUUUUUACAUCUUCAUUAUCGGCAUCCCCGUGAGUCGUAUGUGUGAUAUAUUCAAGUCUUCGUUUCUGCAAGUUGCCAUAGCGGCUAAUGUGAUCACAGCCGUGAUCAUUGAGUGUUUGUUCUUGUUGAAUGUUUUGAAGGAGAAGAAAAAUACCAUUUUUAUCGCCACCGGCGCAGUCUCGACUGGUCUGCUGGUCGUAACGAUUGCUCAAAAUUCGGACAUCGUGUGCUGGUUCACGUCAAUAUGUCGAUAUUAUCGUAGAGUUAAGCUAUUGACACUUGUAGCUGUAAUAGUACUUUUGUUAAUAAUAGGCGGGCUCUUCUCCAAUAGUUACAUAGUUGAGGAAGACAAGGUCCUGUCUUUCCUGAUCGUCACGCUUGUUUGUUUGCUCGUAUUCGAUCUGAGAAAGAACGACCCUGAGAACAUCACCGAGAGAAGAACGAGAUUUACGCCGAAACCGUCGAAACCGAACUUCAAAACGAUCGUAUCGGUCAUUGGACUGUUGGCGUGCGUCUCAGUGAGAUUGUCUCAUUACUUCUGGCGCUGCAGGGAGGAGCACAUGCAACGGGAAUGCUCCAUGUUCAUCACCGGCAAAGACACCUGGUCCACGAUGCCGAACAAUUGGGAGCGCGCCCUACUGACCGUCUUGUUCGCCCUGGUCGUUCUGGCGUCGUACGUGAUAACGAUCAGAAUGUGGCUGCAAAGUUGCGGAAAUCUCACGGGCUUCGCUCCCAGCGUGAUGGCGGGCCAAUACUGUCCGGUCAUCGCGAGCGUUUUCAUGGGUUGCUAUUGGAUUCUGCAGAAGCUUCCGAACUUUAUCAAGCCGAAGUUCAUAUUAUCGUGGCAGAUCAACAUGCUGUCCGGCGUGGUUUACUUCUUCUGCCUGCUCGGGAUUCUCGUUCUCUACUGUUGUCCGCUCAGCAUAUACCUGCUGCCGAAGAAGAGGGAGACCAUCGACGUUUAUCAAGACGAGAACAUAGUACCUCGAUUGUUCGAAAAGAUAAAAGACUCGAUGUCACGCAAACAAGCGGACGAUCCGCCGCCGCCGGUUAUUUACGGUUUCGGAACUGCCUACAGCGCUGCGUUUAUUUCGUUAAGCGUGUUCCUCACACUUUUGUACUCGUUGUUGCUGGGAGAAUCUCUCUCGCCGAGUACCGUUUUGAUAUUCGUCACGUGCGUCUGCGUGCUGGGAUUGUCCGCGAUAGAGAGAUACAAAAAUGCCAAUAAUGUUUCUGAACUUCUCAACGUGUCGAUGCCCGUGCUACUCUGUUGGUUUCUGCUGGCUGAAUAUUUUUUCUACGGAACCGGUCAUCAGGCGUCAUUUCCCACCAUUCACUGGCAUGCCGCCUUCGUAGGAACCGGCGGCCAUUUUUAUGGAAACUUCGUUUCGACAAUUCUAAUCGGUUUCAAUACAUUCGGAUCGCACAUUAUACUUGGCGCGACAUUACCGCUGUUGGUGAUCGUGCCGUUUGCGUUGCAUCGAUUGUUUCCCAAGUUUCUCAAAGCGAAGUUUUUCGAUGACAUAAAGAGAGGUGAACUCCUGUUGUUCGAGCAAGAUUCUGCUUUUCACGCUGCUAUUUUCUCAGUUGCGGGAAAAUAUACGUUGCUUCACGGAAUCCGAACUUUCGGCAUCAUGCUCGCGGCAACUAUACACUGUCGACAUUUGAUGGUCUGGAAGAUAUUCGCACCUAAACUAAUAUUCGAAGGAUUGGGAUUUCUGGUAACAUUAGGUAGCGUGUUAGCAUCGUUUUACAUGGUGUUUCGCAUCGACCAACAAAUGGAACAUCUUAUUAACAGAGUCACGAAAGACAGAUGAUACAUGCAAGUCUAAAAGACGUCUGAAAAAACGUCCUUAUUUUAGAUGUCUUUUAGACUUCGUUAAAAGACGUCUUUGAAAUGAAGGAUUGUCUUUUAAUGCUAAUUUGCAAGACGUUUUUUUUUUUUUUAAAACACCAAAACGGAGAUCAUUUAUAGUUGACUCGUCCUUAUAUA
Messenger RNA from Pseudomyrmex gracilis, 3788 nucleotides. It is a transcript of the gene PIG-O, whose product is annotated as GPI ethanolamine phosphate transferase 3. Gene Ontology annotation, molecular function: mannose-ethanolamine phosphotransferase activity. The transcript has 4 exons. Gene Ontology annotation, biological process: GPI anchor biosynthetic process. Gene Ontology annotation, cellular component: endoplasmic reticulum membrane. Lineage: Eukaryota; Metazoa; Arthropoda; Insecta; Hymenoptera; Formicidae. The record is from RefSeq and is a predicted model, not a curated record. The coding region runs from base 442 to 3612 and encodes 1056 amino acids.